AUGGCGUCCCCAGAUCCGACAAUUGAUCUCCAUUGGGGAGAUUAUCGUGGUGCAAUCCACGAGAUAUUUGCAAAGAAUGCCAAAGCCUUCCCAGACAGAGAGUGUGUUAUUGAAACCAAGAGCUCACACAAAAAUGAGCGCUCUUUUACAUAUCGCCAAAUCCAUGAGGCGUCCAACCUACUAGCUCAUCACUUUCUAAGCCAUGGAUGCAAGGUUGGAGAUGUAGUCAUGAUAUACGCUUACCGAGGCGUUGAACUCGUGGUGGCCUACAUGGGUGCUCUCAAAGCUGGCGCGACUGUCAGUGUGAUUGAUCCACAGUAUCCUCCUGAGCGCCAGACGGUGCUAUUAGAUGUCGCCAAGCCUAGAUUCCUUGUCUGCAUCGAAAAGGCAAACGAAGAGUUUGGUCCACCUUCUGACCUCGUCUUGAAAUUUGCCUCGGACAACCUGAGCCUCAAGUCUACUAUUCCAGCACUGGAGCUGUUAGACAACGGCGAGCUGAGUGGGGGUUCUGUCGAUGGCAAAGAUUCCCUCGAUCCCUCAGAAUACAGCCGAGAGGACCCUGCCAAUGUUCUCAUUGGACCUGACUCUAUUCCUACUUUGAGUUUCACCAGUGGUUCGGAAGGAAGACCCAAGGGUGUUCAAGGUCGCCAUUUCUCUUUAACUCACUACUUCCCUUGGAUGGCAGAAAGAUUUGGCCUCUCAGACCAAGACAGGUUCACAAUGCUUUCGGGAAUUGCCCACGAUCCAAUCCAGAGAGAUAUCUUCACGCCACUCUUUCUUGGAGCUAAAAUUAUCAUCCCACCGGUAGAUGCGAUUGCUUACGAGCUCCUGGCCGAAUGGAUGAAGGAGAACAGCGUCACUGUUACCCACCUGACCCCUGCGAUGGGCCAGAUCCUCGUUGGAGGCGCUACUGCUCAGAUCCCCUCUCUUCGAAAUGCCUUCUUUGUGGGCGAUUUACUAACGAAGAAGGACGUAAACAAGCUGCGCAAUCUUGCGCCCAACACCAGUGUCAUCAAUCUGUAUGGGUCGACAGAAUCGCAACGGGCAGUGUCCUACUUUGAGAUUCCAAGCAGGGCACGAGAGCCCCUAGUCCUGGAUACCUUGCCGGAUAUCAUCCCAGUUGGCCAGGGUAUGCAAAAUGUUCAGCUAUUAGUCGUAGACCGCGACGAUCGGUCUCGACUGUGCAAAGUUGGCGAGCAAGGAGAGCUCUUUAUUCGAGCAGCCGGUCUUUCAGAGGGAUACCUGGGAGAUGACGAAAAAACCACGUCUCUGAACAGCUCCAAGUUCCUUCUCAACUGGUUUGUCGACCCGACCAUCUGGGCUCAGCAGGAAAAUGGUACGAGUGCCGCCGAGGCUUACAAGCCAUGGGGCUACAAGGGACCGCGAGAUCGCCUGUACAGAACCGGUGAUCUUGGCCGGCGCCGUGAAGACGGAAGUGUAGAGUGCACAGGAAGAAUCGAUUCUCAGGUCAAGAUCCGCGGUUUCCGAAUCGAGCUGGGAGAAAUCGAUACACACCUUUCGCAGCAUCCAUUUGUUCGCGAAAACGUCACUCUAAUUCGAAGAGACAAGGACGAAGAGCAUACGCUCGUCACAUAUUUUGUUCCUGAGACAAAGCGCUGGUUCCAACACGUUCAAAAGGAAAGUGGCCAACUGGAGCCGGAGUCACAAGAUGAGUCGAUGGGCCAAAUGCUUCGAAAGUUCAAGUCGCUUUCUGAAGACUGCAAGAAGUAUCUCGCUACCAAGGUCCCCAAAUAUGCCGUUCCUAGCCUCUUUAUUCCUCUUGCGCGGAUGCCAUUGAAUCCCAAUGGAAAGAUUGAUAGACCUGCGCUUCCCUUCCCCGAUGCCGCAGAUCUCAGUUUCCUAGCGAAGCGACGAGCCUCGUCCGUAUCUGUCAACUUGACACCUACGCAGGCUCGCCUAGCUUCGAUCUGGGCCUCUGUGCUUCCAAACACCUCAGCAAGAAUGUUCAGACCAAACUCCAACUUUUUUGACGAGGGAGGACACUCUAUUCUUGCACAGCAGAUGUUCUUCAGCCUUACCAAGGAAUGGAAGGACAUCAAUCUGCCGAUCAAGGUGAUAUUCCAGUCUCAGACUCUCGAGGCUCUUGCUGCAGAGAUCGACCGUGCUCAAGAUCCCAUCGGCCUGCGCCUGGAUGCAAUGCCCCUUGAUGGAGACAAGAAUGUCGAGGACGAAGCGUAUGCCAUUGACGCAAGGGACCUUACAAGCAAAAUUCCCAAGUCUAUUCCCACAGCAGGUGUAGUCACCUCACCUCGCGUGCUUUUAACUGGCGCUACUGGCUUCUUAGGUUCAUAUAUUGUGCGCGAACUCCUCGAGGGCCCUAUCAAGGCCAAUGUCAUCGCCCUCGUACGAGCCAAGGAUCAGGCGGAUGGUAUCGCUCGACUGGAAAAGGUAAUGAAGGCCUACGGCUUAUGGUCUCAAGAAUGGAUAGCUUCGUCCAGGCUUGAAGUCGUGGUGGGAGAUUUUGGAAAAUCGCAGCUUGGCCUUUCCCAGGACGUUUGGGCCCGCCUCACCACAGAGGCUGAUGCCGUCAUCCACAACGGCGCCCAGGUCAACUGGAUGUUGCCGUACUCAAGUCUUCGAGCAGCCAACGUGCUUAGCACACUGGCCUGCAUUCAGCUUUGUGCCACUGGAAAGGCCAAGAGGCUGGCAUUUGUUAGCUCAACCUCGACACUAGAUAACGACCAUUACGUGGAGCUCUCCAAGAAGGCCGGUGCCGUGAUGGAAGCAGAUGACCUCGAGGGAAGCCGCAAGGGCCUUGCCACCGGAUACGGACAGUCCAAGUGGGCAAGUGAGCUCCUGGUACGUGAGGCCGGUCUUCGUGGCUUGGCUGGUGCCGUCAUCCGUCCUGGCUAUAUCACGGCCGAUCCAGCAUCUGGAAUCUCCGUUACAGACGACUUCCUCGUUCGAUUAUGGAAGGGAUCACUGCAAGUCGGUGGGCGCCCAGACAUAAGCAAUACGCUCAACGCCGUGCCCGUCACGCAGGUCAGUCGUAUCGUAGUCUCAUCUGCGUUCCAUCUCUCUGCGGCGACUGGACAGUCUGUAGCCGUGGCCCAAGUCACCAGCCACCCGCGGUUGACGCUCAACGACUGGAUUGGCGCUCUUGAGGCCUAUGGCUAUGAUGUCCCCAUUCUGCCGUACCCAGAAUGGUCCGCAAGGGUCAAGGAGUAUGUCAGCGACGAUACCAAGGAGGAGCCUCAUGCUCUGCUGCCCCUUUUCCACUUCGUCGUGGGAGACUUGCCCGGCAACUCCAUUGCGCCAGAGCUGGACGACGCCAAUGCCUUGGCGGCACUGAAGCUCUACGAGCAAGAGUCGAAUGUCUCUCAUGCUGUGGAUGUACAGUCUCUAGGCACGUAUUUGGCGUAUCUGGUUGCUAUUGGAUUCCUCCCUGCCCCAACUGGGAGCGGCAAGACGCCAUUGCCAAAGCUAGACCUGGCUGCGUCGCAGAUUUCGGCUGCCAGUAGCUUUGGCGGCAGAUCUGCCAAGCCGACACCUGUAGUACUAGUUGCUUCUGGUUCGCCAAAGCAGCACUCACAGCGCGGCAUCGGCAAAAGUGAGCUUCCGGCUCUUGGGCUUUCAUUGGCCCAUCUCGCUCUGGCAGCGCCAGCAGCAGAAGCUCAGGAAAAAAAGUGGGCAGAGCCAGAGCAGAGCAGCCUUGCCCGGCGCCUCUGCGCUUCUGCGCUUCUGCCGGUUCUCCUCGUCGUGGGCCAAUUUGCUCCUCCUCCAACGUUUCUGGCGCAUGACACAAGCCUCCAAGUCUGCUAUCUGCUCCGCCAGAUUCUCGUCCCGUCGAAUCUUGUGCUCGCCGUCGGCCUUCUCGUUCUCUACGCAGCUCUGCCCUCGUCAGCGGCCGGCCGGCCUCGGAAUCUGCUCAUCAUGGCGUCGCAGCAGGUGCUCUUCGCCGAGACCAUCGCCGGCAUGAAGAAGGCUUUUAAACGAAGGGCUUAUGAAUCCGAUUCUGACUCCGAGAUCGAAAGCUUCACCAACCGCGGCAACAAACUUAAGAAGAGGGCGCGUUUCGCACACAAGGGACAAUUGAUGCCCACGGCAGGGCCCGGCGCUUACAAAGAGGUACCACCUACUGAGUCUCGGCUGGACAUCCUUGCGCCGCUUACUGCCUCGACCGACCUGCCAAUCCACCCCGUCCUUUCCAAACCGUUCACCUCCAAUACCCUCACAGAACUAGUCAAGCAGAGUUCUCGCAUAAUGCAAAAGGAAAACCGGUCGCUGUGGCAGGUUCGACACUUGUGGACCUCUCUGUGUGGCGAUUCCACGUGGGUGCCGUGUUCAACCAUGGUCGGCACGAACGAUAUCGAUUUUUAUAUUGAAAAAAGCACUGCUCGCCACUCUCAAGAUUCCACAAAGACAGGCGAGGGGGCGUCUUCACCUGCCAAGCUGAAUGGCGAAACCAGCAAAAACGAUGCCCCAGGAACUCGGGCGACAAAUGAAUUAAAAACAUCGAGUGAACACGAUGCUGCCAUUUCGGCAGAUGCCGAUGUGCCCAUGGACGAUGCCAAUGCACCAGAGAAGAGGAAGACGCCUCCCAGGCAAGAUGUGGAGAUGAUGGAAACAGACGACGGAGCUUCCAAAGAGCAACCCACAGCAACGGACGUCAAUAAAGAAAACGGCAAAGACGCAGCCAAUGGAGACACAGCUAAACUUAUUAAUGGCGGAGGGCCAUCGACCGAAACUGCGAGUCAUGGUCGUAAGAAGGGAAGCCGUCUGCCCAGCGAAGACGUGCAUAUGCAAGAUGGCGAAGCAGCAAACGAAGCCUCCCAUAAUGGCGUAGAGGCCAGCCAGUCCUUCAUCCAUCCAAUGUUCCUACCUCCCCCAAAUGCCGCGCUUGAUCGAAACCUUGGCUUACCUGACAACGAAGCUGAAGACAUGAGGAAGCUUCUAUCCCUAUACGUGCAGAAGCAAGAAGAGGUCUGUCGGGGGGCUGCCAGGCUCCACCUGGGCUUGCUGAGAGCUCAAAGACUUCGUAAGGACGUGCUGCAUUGGUCAAAAGCAGAGGCACACUCCGGACCAAAUCGAGACAUGUCAGACGGCGAAGACUGGUACGACAAGGAAGAAUGGGGCCUGACAGAAGACCUCAAGAAGGGCCAAGACGAGGAAGAGGAAGACACUACCACUACAGGGAAAAAGACGAGAAAUAGGCGAUAA
Trichoderma gamsii is the source of this 5181-nucleotide messenger RNA. RefSeq names its product L-aminoadipate-semialdehyde dehydrogenase large subunit. The transcript is spliced from 11 exons. The coding region runs from base 1 to 5181 and encodes 1726 amino acids. Lineage: Eukaryota; Fungi; Ascomycota; Sordariomycetes; Hypocreales; Hypocreaceae. Gene Ontology annotation, biological process: L-lysine biosynthetic process. Gene Ontology annotation, molecular function: L-aminoadipate-semialdehyde dehydrogenase [NAD(P)+] activity. The record is from RefSeq and is a predicted model, not a curated record.